AUGCCAUCACUUCGUGUGGGGAGUCGCCUAAGGACUUACAAGCCAGGGCUCGAUCGAGUUGAAGCUUGGCCGGUCGAGUUGAGGAACUCGACCGGUUGGUCGAGUGGACGGUCGAGCUGGUCUUCAAGAUGGCUUCUCCCUUCUUCCUUUGCGUGUCCAGUUGAGCUGCUUCCAUGUGCCAAGUCCCUCCAUGCUCCUUAUGUCCCAUAUGCUCCAGAAUGCUCCAAAAGACCUAUUUCAAAGGACCAAACAUGCAUAUUCACCAAACACAAGUUUCGUCGUUCGGAAAGUCUGUACAUGAUCAACCUCAGCACCAAGGUCAAAAAUGUCGAGCAACCCCUGAAGAAGCGCCUCAACGCCAAAAAAGGAAAGUGGUCAAACGAGCUCGACGGAGUACUCUGGUCAUACCAAAAAACACCUAGAAGCACGACCAGCCGAACUCCGUUCUCGCUUUUACACGGCAUGGAGGCAAUGUCACCAGCUGAGGUCGGGUUGGAUGCACUCCGUUGGAAAGUCUUGCCACGAUUUGCCGAGCUGAAUAACAAUAUGAUCCUGGACCACCUAGACUACCUCGAAGACGAACACAGUAAGGCACUCCUCCGCAUUCAAAACUAUCAACAGGCCGCCGCUCGAUUCUACAACAGGCCAUCUCAUCUUUAUUCACCCCUAUUUGCAUUCCACCUCAUAUCAUUUACAUCAUUUCACACCACCAACAAAUCCUAUCAUCAAUUUGGCGCCGUUGCCAUUUGGGUGCAUGCAAACUCGAUCGAGUCGAACAACAGAAGACUUGGUCGAACUAGAUUUCAUCACGGGCAGAAAGAGAAGUCAGAGAACUCAGAGAGUACAAGCAGAACUUGA
Molecule: messenger RNA, 858 nt
Organism: Microthlaspi erraticum
Lineage: Eukaryota; Viridiplantae; Streptophyta; Magnoliopsida; Brassicales; Brassicaceae
Source: the annotation of a GenBank genome assembly